This is a messenger RNA of Mixia osmundae IAM 14324, 5720 nucleotides long. RefSeq lists its product as uncharacterized. Gene Ontology annotation, biological process: regulation of GTPase activity. Bases 435 to 5432 code for a protein of 1665 amino acids. The record is from RefSeq and is a predicted model, not a curated record. The transcript has 8 exons. NCBI's taxonomy places the organism in Eukaryota, Fungi, Basidiomycota, Mixiomycetes, Mixiales, Mixiaceae.
CGCCAGGCACAGGACACUGCGGCAAGAGCCACUUGGCUAGCGCCGACAGAGCAGCCAGGACUAGCGUACGUCUCUCCUCUCGCAGCAAUGGCAUCAUUGGCGCCCGAUUACAGGAGCGCAGACGAUAGCGUUUCAGGAGAGAACGGAACUCUUUGCUCUCACUCUCUUCCUCGCGUGUUGCAUUGGCAAAGGCUGACUUGAUUUGGACCUCUUCGUUUCUCGUUCUUCAAUCUACUUCUGGCUCUCGUUCGACCUUGCCCAACUCCGGCGGACCUGCAAAUGACUCGCCAAAUACGCUUUGCAUUGCCGCGCCUUGGUGUGCACUGACGGCGGACCCAUCGACUUGACGACCUACUUGCCAACGACUGGGCUCGUAUCUGUUUGCACUUUACAUGUAUCACCAACGAACAUCAUCAUCGCGCGAAACCAUCGCCAUGACUCGUACCAACGACCUGACCACUCUCGACACGGACACGAAUGCUACAACCUUGCCCAUCGCUGCCAUGCAUCGUCACACGCGCUCAGGUUCGGGCAGAUUUCUGCCUACCUUCAGGGCAAACGCAGAACCGCCAGGCGACUCGCGCAUACGAUCGGCCCCAUCCGAGACUCAUCAUACAGGCAAAGGACUGCUUCCGUCCGCUAGACCGCCGAAGAGUCCAGAGAAACAGGUCCGUCCGCCCGCAAGGUUGCAGAAACGACCUACGCCUGUCAGUUCACGUGCGGCAACACCCUCGCGUCCUUCCGCUUCGUCCUCUUCAGUCAACCGACAGCGCUCGCGAUCGUGCCUGCUCAACCCUGAAGGCAUACCUAUACCACCGAGGGAUCAGUCUGCUGAUAAUUGGCCCAAGCAAGCUGGUCCGUGGUCGCCCCGAACAGAACGCUCCAGAGACGAUCAGAUAGGACGUGCUGCGCCAAGUCCUGCAUCUUUCACGGGAUCAUCGACUGCUUCAUCUGACAGCUCGAUCCGACGACGACCCAUCACAGCGUGUGAUUCGAUCCAGGCCUUGUCUUCGGCGGGAUCCUGCCUUUCUCAUCAUUUUGGAACCCGUCCUGCCAGUUCACUUGCGCUCCAGCAUACGGCUAUCUCUGCGCCAAGUCAAGACGAACCUGUACCAGUCCAUCGAGCCGAACUCAACAGAUCGUCGCCACCCUCACAGCCGCACAAACGAGUCUCCGCCCGCCUCAGCAAUUUUAAGCGGUCCUUAUCUGGCUUCGCCAGUGCCAAAUCGCCAGGGAAAAAGGACAGCCUACAGCAGCUCGAGCAGAAAUGGCACGCCCGUGAGCUUGACUUCGCUCGUUCGCUCGAUUCUGCCAUCGACAUUGCCACAUCCGGCCCUUGUCUGCUUGAAGCCUCUCUGCAACUCGACCAGAGUACUGACGACUCGGCAGACGUAAAGGAAGCGCAUAGCCCGAGAUUAGAUGGUCAGCUACAGUUGCCAACGACGUCGGAACCUGUUAUCCGACCCAAUUGCGUCUCUUUCCAUUCGUCUACCGGUAACGCGCUCGGGCUCUACGUGCAUGCCAAGCGAGCCGGCGAGCAUCGGUCGAUUUGUCGUAAAGCGAUUUCCUUUGAGACACUCGUGCCUGCAACGUCCCGGAGCUCACGACUCGGCCCAGCUCGUGAUCUACCAGCCGAGCACGGUGCAGCCGAAGAGAUGGCACCCUCUGCCGAUCAGCGACCACAGAGUCCUGGUGGCUCAAACAGGUCGCGCUUUGGCCUGUCCAGUCUCUUCAUGGUCAAUCUACCCCCCGAGGCUGCGACAGGGCAUCUUGUCCCCACCUUUGUCAGAGCGCCAUCCUCAAGAGCGGGGCCUAGAUCACCCAAGAUGACUCACAACGGUUCACGGAGCAGUCUCAACGCCUUGCCGUCGACCUCAUCGCAAUCAUCGUUCCUAGAUGAAGGCUCACCCAUCAAUGCCCCUUUGCGGUCCUUCUACAGUCACUCUCGUAGCCUGAGCACCGCGGGGCGGGAUACAAGCCCGCGACAUGAAUCGGCACCUAUGUCGACUUCUCAGACUGCACCAGUGCGACCGUUGCCCCACCACUCGUCAUCCUCUGACUUGUCUGAGGAGCGCACGAGAGAGCUCAGGAGGCAGCCUAUGUCACCGCGCAUUGAGUCGCCUCCCAGUCGUCAGCGUAGUCUGUCCUUCAAGUCGGCAAAUCAGUCUACUUCGAGCUUUACUGCACUCGAGGACUCAAACGGCAACGAAGGGCGGCCAGCAAACGACCGGCGCAUGAGCUUGAACUCGAUGCUGAAGUCCGAUCACAUUGAGGCGACUGCAUCGAACAGUAGACCCUCUAUUGCGACAGACUCCACCGUGACCGGCAAGGCAAGUCAGGCAAAGACGAUACGCGCAAAAGUCAAGCAAGACGCACUCAGCUCCCUGCUGCGCGAAGCUCAUCUUGCUGUCGAUGCUGGCGGGCGGAAAGGCUCAAGUCAGAAGCAGCGUAGCCUACCUAGUUCAGCAUCGGGGUCUCAGAUCAUGUCACCAGACAUUCUCUCGCCUGUCUCUGCCAACGGUCGACAUGGCUAUGCCGAUUCUUUCCUGACAGAGAAGCUCUUCGAAGACUCGUCAGCGUAUAGUCUGACUGUCGAAAUAUGGCAGCCAUCAGUCGCUGGCUCAGGCAAAGAACGCGGGGGCCUGCUGUCCUUCAAGACGCCUCUGUUGCGAGAUGUGCCUGCUGUCCGUCGCAAGAAGCGCGAAUCUGCUCAUUUGUCAGAGUCCGAGAUUCGCAUGAGCAAUGGAGGAAUUGCGGGUUCGCCGACAGGUGAUACUCUCCAUCAAUCAGAUGCGCCGCGGCCGUCUCGCUUCAUGUUCGACAACGGUAGCUGGGCACCCUCGCAGCUUGCAAUACGUGACUCGAAGCUACUGCUGUUCGGCGAAGACCGCGUCAUGCUGCACUACAUUGAUCUGGCCAGCUUAACUCACAGCAAUGUGCGCACGCUCGAUCCGACAGCGUUGCAGCGACCUUACGCUCUCAGCAUCCGCAAAGAGUCGGUCGACAAUGCGCAUGGCUUCUCUGCCAUCGCCUCAUCUGUACAAGGUCGCGCUGCGCCAGGCACAUUCCGCUCCUCCGGAUCUCAUCCGAAUAGUCUGUCUGAGAUCGGCAGAUCGCCGAGCUCCACGGCACCCGCAAUUACCGUCUAUGUCAGUUUUGCAUCGCCGGUCGCUCUGCAGAUUACACUUGCCAUGCUGCGUUGUCACGCGCGCCCAGAGAUUUACCCCUUCUUGCCACGCUUGGACAGCUUACAAGAUGCCCCUUCAGAAUCACCUGCAGCAACCACAGAUGCGCAGGACAGCGAAAUCGACCGAGUACGUUUAUGGCGACGCCUCGACAUUUGCGUUGUCGAAGCGAAAGACCUGGGCGAUGCGCUGCAAGGGCCAAAAGCUCGCCCUUUCGCUCCAGUCGGCGCCUUGAAACGAGCUGAAGCGAGGCCUUCUUCUCAACUCAGUGAUCAUUCGUCGGACCGCGAACUGUCGCAAGGCGGUCCGCAAUCGGCUACGUCAGGCAGAUUCAACGAUAUAGCGCCACCGAGACAAAGUCAAGACUUCCGCGAGAGUCACCAAGCCGAACUCGAGGCAUUCGCCGCUACACUGUCGGUACAUUGCGAACUCGUGCUUGAUGGUGACAUCCUAGCGCGGACGACGGUCAAGAAGGGUACAGAAGCGCCUUUCUGGCGCGAGGUCUAUCGCAUCGAUGACCUCGGCUUACUUCAACAGCCCCUGACGGUCAACAUAGUACAGACAGCGAAGACUGGCAAGGCACACAUCAUGGGCUCUGUGACAAUACCUGCUUUUGAUCUACGGACAUCAAAGGAGGAGCGGUGGUACCCCAUCGUCACCGAUGAUGGCAAGCGCAUGUUCCAAUCUGGCGAGCUGAGCGUCAGCACGAGACUGACUGAACUUGUCGUGCUACCUGCGGAAGAAUAUGACGAGUUGAGAGCAUUUCUGUUGGCUCCGCAAAACACCAGUCUACUAUACGACAUUGCGAACGCAAGCGAUCAACUCGAUGCUAUGGCUGCCAGUCUUUUGCGUAUCUCACUCGCCAACGAUCUCUGUCUAACUCGGCUGAUGCAAAUGGCCGAUCGCGAAAUCGACGGUCGAGAGGAGACAUCAAGUAUCCUAUUCCGUGGCAAUACCCUCUUCACCAAGAUGCUAGAGAUGUACAUGCGCCUCAUUGGACAAGAUCUACUCGAGACCAGUCUUGGUCCGCUGGUGCGGCGGAUCUGUCGGGACGAUAUUGACAUCGAGAUUGAUCCUGCACGGCUGCGAAAAGAUAAAGCUGUACAGGAAGGUGUCAAGAGUUUGCACAGCUGGGCAGUCAAGCUAUGGACGUCGAUCUACGAUUCUCGCCAGACUUGUCCAUCGGACUUGCGUGGCAUCUUCCACUACAUCCAAGGCGUCGUCAACAUCCGCUACGACAAAUCAAAGCGAAGCAUGCGCUUCACCUGCAUAAGCGCAUUCGUUUUCCUGCGCUUCUUUGUCCCAGCGAUUCUGAAUCCGAGGCUUUUCGGUCUGGUCUACACCACGCCUGGCCUAAAGGCUCAACGAACGCUGACGCUGCUGGCGAAGACGCUGCAAGGUCUUGCUAACAUGUCUCAGUUCGGUCAAAAGGAACCGUGGAUGUCGGUUAUGAAUCCAUUCCUGGACUCGAGCGCCUGGACAUACUCGGAUUAUAUCACGAACAUAGCCGGUCUUGCUCCGGACUACCAACCGGAAUGGACCUCAAAGGAAUGCCAGCUAUAUCGGACGCCACGAGAUCUACAGGCGCGCUUGUCAGGCUUAGCGGCCGAAAGUAUCCCAAGCCUGCCGCAUCUCAUCGAUCCACCGAAGGAAUUCGCAUACAUUGCCAAUUGCAUCGGACCGCUGAGGGACGCAAGAGGCAAAGCAGAAGAACGAAGCGCGACAUUUCAGCGCUUCACACAGAUCUGCGCUGACCUCACACUCAAAUCUCGAGCGCGCUCGAGACGGAUCGCACGGAGCAGUCGACGCUUCGAAUUCUUGGAGCAGGCUAGCAUCUCUGCGCUUCUCAGUCAUGCCAGCGACUCAUCCAUGGCUCGCGGCUCGCCACCUACCGCGCCGCCACGACGAGCGUCACUGCGGGAAUCGCCGGCCGGCGAGCUGCAUGUGUUGCUCGGCGAGCCACCACGAGGUCCUGGAGCCUCACGCUCGCUCAUCACCGCACCACGACGAUCGCGGCGAUCGACGCAUUCGGAUAGAACUAGACUCAGUGAGGAUGAGGGACAGCCCGGACAGCCUGUCUCUGUGCCGGUCGAGCCGCUGGCGUGGCGGUCCGAAUUUGCGUCCUUUUCAUUCGGCCGAACAUCUGUAGAAGGUGACAGAGCGAUCAUGUCGCCUGUCGACUCCAAUCCGCAGCACAAUUCUCCGCGGACUGUCGCAAGUGGAUUUGUACACGGCGCUACGCAUUAGGUACGUCAAGCAAAGUACAAGAGAAGAAUAGAAGAGACCUCAAUCGCAAUUCGUACCCCGUCUGUACAACAUAAUGUGAAUGAUCUUUGAUACUUAGGCCACCUGAACAAGGAAAGCCGUCUUGGGAUAGGCAGGGCAUGAUGAGUGGCGCAUCGAACGGCAGGUCUCCCAUGAAGUAUGAGGGGCUCCAGUGCGAAUAGUCAUCAGAUUCUGCGAUGAGGCCAGGCACGAUAUCAAGAUCAUGUACUGUGCGGGCAGCAUUGUUGCCUAGGCUGGAGAGCAGCUUGG